Carya illinoinensis is the source of this 1022-nucleotide messenger RNA. RefSeq names its product tobamovirus multiplication protein 2B-like. Lineage: Eukaryota; Viridiplantae; Streptophyta; Magnoliopsida; Fagales; Juglandaceae. The record is from RefSeq and is a predicted model, not a curated record. The transcript is spliced from 5 exons. The coding region runs from base 161 to 550 and encodes 129 amino acids.
ACGAGCUGUAAACUGUAGCGGUACACCCAGGCGGCACAGCAGCAUUUUCCUUCUUCCAGAUUGGGUCGGAGAAUUGGACCAUAUCCUUACUGAGGGCUAGUACGGUGGUACCUGCGGCUACCUUACCAAGCUGCCGCAGGGGUCUUCGUAUUUGUAAACAAUGGCAACCUCAGCGAACCGCGGGAGCAGCAGAGAAGGCGCGGCCAAAGCCUCCGUGGCCGAUCAGAUCUCUCAAACCGUUCGGUCCACCUCCAAUCUCCUUCACCUGAUGCAACAGUCUUCUGCUUCUCAGGCCCAACUGAGAAAGCUUCCAAAGAACCUUUUGGCAAAAACCUCUAUAAUCAAGAAUACGGGGCAAGUGUUGGAGCAGAUGCCUCAUGUCAUUUCAUCCUUGGAUGCACAUAUGGAUAAUGGAUUACACAGUGUUCCUCAUCUGCAACCAGUGGUCCAGUUACUUGCAAAUAUGAAAAGCUGCCAGCUUAAUUCUCUCUCGCAAGCUCAUCUUUCUCACGAGGAACAUGGCUUGGCAAACUCUUCAGAGGUGCCUUAGCUGACUGAACGCCAAACCAACUUUGCCGAAGGCCUGAAAUAACAGAUUAAGAUAGAAGAAAGGUCGUGGGCAGGCCAUCAAAGUCUAACUCAGGAUGACCAACUUGUUAUAUUGCAAUAUUGAUCUAUCCCUAGUCUCAGUGUAACAUUGAAUAAUACCAAAAAUCGCGUGGAUAUCAAGCAUAAGAAGAAGCUAGCAAUGUUCCAGCUCCUGAUAUUCUAGAACUCUGUGUCUUGUUCGGUGGCAGUGAUAUAUGCAACCAGGAAGAAUAUGUGCAAUAUUGACUUCUCGAAGCGUUUGAAACACGUUUAGGGCUUCAAUAGGAAACGUGUUGCUUCAGUCACGCUUUCCACUUGUUUCAUCCUUUUCCCACUUAUUAGCAUGGUCCUGAUUUAUCAUUUUUGUAAUUCUCUUUUGAUGUGACAUGAAAAGUUAUAUUGUUAUCUUUUUAAUCAGCCAAUAUUUGAUGUCA